AUGGAACCAAGCAAUGAUACCGGAAUUUCAGACUUUCUUCUUCUGGGAUUAUCAGAGGAACCAGACCUACAGCCCCUCAUCUUUGGGCUUUUCCUCUCUAUGUACCUGAUCACUGUAUGUGGAAACCUGCUCAUCAUCCUGGCUGUCACCACAGACUCCCAUCUCCACACCCCCAUGUACUUCUUCCUUGUGAAUCUAUCUUUUGUAGACAUCUGUUUCAUCUCCACCACUGUCCCCAAGAUGCUGCAGAACAUUCAGAAUAACAGCAAAGUCAUAACAUAUGCAGGCUGCAUCACACAGAUAUACUUUGUCCUACUCUUCGCAGGCUGGGAUGAUUUUCUCCUUACUGUGAUGGCCUAUGACCGCUUCGUGGCCAUCUGUCACCCUUUGCACUACACCGUCAUCAUGAACCCCCGGCUCUGUGGACUGCUGGUCCUGGUGUCCUGGAUCAUCAGUGCUCAGAAUUCCUUGUUACAGAGCUUAAUGGCAUUGCGGUUGUCCUUCUGUACAGGCAUGGAAAUUCCCCAUUUUUUCUGUGAACUCAGUAAGGUUGUUGGGCAAGCCUGUCCUGACAAGUUUCUUAAUGACAUGGUGAUGUAUUUUGCAACUGUGCUGCUGGGUGUUGCUCCUCUGCCUGGGAUCCUUUACUCUUAUUCUAAGAUUGUUUCCUCUAUAUGUCAUAUAUCAUCAAUUCAAGGCAAGUAUAAAGCAUUUUCCACCUGUGCAUCUCACCUUUCAGUUGUCUCCUUAUUUUAUUGUACAGGCUUAGGAGUGUACCUUAGCUCUGCUUCUCCCCAGAGCUCCCACUCAAGUGCAGUAGCCUCGGUGAUGUACACGGUGGUCACACCCAUGCUCAACCCCUUCAUCUACAGCCUGAGGAACAGAGACAUAAAGAGUGCUCUGAAAAGAAUUGUUGGGGUUCCAGUGAUUUAA
Molecule: messenger RNA, 933 nt
Organism: Neogale vison (American mink)
Lineage: Eukaryota; Metazoa; Chordata; Mammalia; Carnivora; Mustelidae
Product: olfactory receptor 7A17-like
Exons: 1
Coding region: 1-933 (310 amino acids)
Biological process (GO): G protein-coupled receptor signaling pathway
Cellular component (GO): membrane
Molecular function (GO): olfactory receptor activity; G protein-coupled receptor activity
Source: RefSeq, a predicted model, not a curated record